Molecule: messenger RNA, 3219 nt
Organism: Mustela lutreola (European mink)
Lineage: Eukaryota; Metazoa; Chordata; Mammalia; Carnivora; Mustelidae
Gene: FBXL18
Product: F-box and leucine rich repeat protein 18
Exons: 5
Coding region: 142-2295 (717 amino acids)
Biological process (GO): SCF-dependent proteasomal ubiquitin-dependent protein catabolic process
Cellular component (GO): SCF ubiquitin ligase complex
Molecular function (GO): protein binding
Source: RefSeq, a predicted model, not a curated record
GCGCCGGAAGUGGCGGGAGGCCCCGCCCCCUACCAGGGUCUCUGUGGAGCCGCGGACGCGCCGGCUUUGAGCAUCCCUGGCUGGCCGGGGGGAAGCCCUGGGGCUGCGGCUCCGGCGGCCGCGGCCCCGCCCGCCUUCGACAUGGCCAGCUCCGGAGAGGACACAUCCAACGAUGACGACGUGCCUCCUGCAGCGGCCGCCAUGGCGGCGGGCUCCCACCUUCUCGGCUUCUCGGACGAGAUCCUGCUGCACAUCCUGAGCCAUGUGCCCAGCACAGACCUGGUUCUGAAUGUUCGGCGCACCUGCCGGAAACUGGCGGCACUGUGCCUGGACAAGAGCCUCACCCACACCGUGCUGUUGCAGAAGGACUACGAGGCGAGCGAGGACAAGGUGAAGCAGCUGGUGAAGGAGAUCGGCCGGGAGAUCCAGCAGCUCGACAUGGCCGGCUGCUACUGGCUGUCGGGCGCCACCAUCGAGCAUGUGGCCCGCUGCCGCAGCCUGGUGAAGGUGAACCUCUCGGGCUGCCACCUGACCUCCCUGCGCCUCUCCAAGAUGCUCUCAGCCCUGCAGCAGCUGCGCUCCCUGGCCAUCGACGUGAGCCCCGGCUUCGACGCUGGCCAGUUGAGUGGCGAGUGCAAGGCCACGCUGAGCCGUGUGCGGGAGCUCAAGCAGACGCUGUACACGCCGUCCUAUGGCGUCGUGCCCUGCUGCACCAGCCUGGAGAAGCUGCUGCUCUACUUUGAGAUCCUGGACCGCACGCGCGAGGGUGCCGUCCUGUCGGGCCAGCUGAUGGUGGGCCAGAGCAACGUGCCGCACUACCAGAACCUACGAGUCUUCUAUGCGCGCUUGGCGCCCGGCUACAUCAACCAGGAGGUGGUGCGGCUCUACCUGGCUGUGCUCAGCGACCGCACGCCUGAGAACCUGCACGCCUUCCUCAUCUCCGUGCCUGGCAGCUUCGCCGAGAGUGGGGCCACCAAGAACCUGCUGGACUCCAUGGCCCGCAACGUGGCGCUGGACGCCCUGCAGCUGCCCCGGUCCUGGCUCAAUGGCUCGUCCCUGCUGCAGCACUUGAGGUUCAACAACCCCUUCUACUUCAGCUUCAGCCGCUGCGCCCUGUCCGGCGGCCACCUGAUCCAGCGCGUCAUCAACGGCGGGAAGGAGCUGCGCAGCCUGGCAAGCCUCAACCUUAGUGGCUGUGUCCACUGCCUGUCACCGGACUCCCUGCUCCGCAAGGCGGAGGACGAUAUCGACAGCAGCAUCCUGGAGACGCUGGUGGCAUCCUGCCGCAACCUGCGCCACCUCAACCUCUCGGCUGCCCACCACCACAGCUCUGAGGGCCCGGGCCGCCACCUGUGCCAGCUGCUGGCCCGACUGCGCCACCUGCGCUCUCUGUCCCUGCCUGUCUGCUCUGUUGCCGACUCGGCGCCGCGGGCCGACCGUGCUCCCGCCCAGCCCGCCAUGCACGCCGUGCCCCGCGGCUUCGGCAAGAAGGUGCGCAUCGGCGUGCCGUCCGGCCCUGGCCCCUUCCCGGGCCAGGCGGGCCCCCAGCCUUCCUCCGUGUUCUGGUCCCUGCUGAAGAGCGUGCCCUUUCUGGAGCGCCUCGAGCUGAUCGGGUCCAACUUCUCCUCCGCCAUGCCACGCAACGAGCCCGCCAUCCGCAACUCCCUCCCGCCCUGCAGCCGGGCGCAGAGCGUUGGGGACUCGGAGGUGGCCGCCAUCGGGCAGCUGGCCUUCCUGCGGCACCUGACGCUGGCGCAGCUGCCCAGCAUCCUGACGGGCUCCGGGCUGCUCAGCAUCGGCCUGCAGUGCCAGCAGCUGCAGUCCCUCUCGCUGGCCAACCUGGGCAUGAUGGGGAAGGUGGUCUACAUGUCCGCCCUGUCGGACAUGCUGAGACACUGCACGCGGCUGAAGGACCUCAGGCUGGAGCAGCCCUACUUCAGCGCGAACGCCCAGUUCUUCCAGGCGCUCAGCCAGUGCUCCGCGCUACAGCGCCUGUGCCUGGUGUCCCGCAGCGGCACACUCCAGCCCGAGGCCGUGCUGGCCUUCAUGGCCCGCUGCCUGCGUGUCGUCGUGUGCCACAUGUUCACCGGGGAGUCCCUGGCCACCUGCAAGAGCCUGCAGCAGUCCCUGCUCCGGAGUUUCCAGGCUGAGCGGCCCGCGCUGAAUGUCGUCAUCUUCCCUCUGCUCCACGAGGGCCUGACCAAUGUCAUCCGGGAUGUCCCCAUGGUGCACCUGGAUGAGAUCACCUUAUUUAAAAGCAGAGUGGCUGAGGAGCCCCCGAACCUGUGGUGGUGACAGGGACAGCUGGUGCCGGGUGAAGCUGCUUCCGGCAGCCGAGCCUCCCGCCUGCUGCUGUCGCCUCUGCCAGUCUCCUGGGCCUGGAAGCAGGACUGCCCUGACGGGCGUGUGGCCUGGCUACCGCUGCUCACUGCCUGCCUGUGCUGGACUCUGAGGCCUGCCGGGUCCCAAGAGGAAGGAUGCCCCUCUGCCCAGCCAUCCCGCACACCUGUCGUCUCCCAGGGCCUCCCGAAGCUUCCUCUUGCUUUCUCCGGCGCUCAGUGAAGCAUGGGUCUCAUCUGUGAGGAGGAUGAGGAGGAAGAGCCGGCUGUCAGGGUGACCUACGGGGCCCAGCGUGGGUGUUCCUGAACUGAGACUCACAGCCGUCGCGCAGCGCUGACUCCUCAGGGUCCCUGACUGGGUCCCCAGAGCAGCACGGGCCACCAGUGCCGUCCGCCGCCGCUACUCCACCCUCCACAGGGUGUCCUGUGUUUCUGGCUACCUGCAUCAGGCUCUGAAGGGGUGGCCUCAUGGGGGUCACUGUGCAUGUGGGGGUGGACGCGCUCCCGCGGUGACACCAAGGGUACAGCUGGUGAUCGCGUGCCCAAGGGGCCCUUCCUUCGGGCCAACUGGGAGCACGACGCAGUGGGAAGCUUCAGAUUUGGGGCUCUCCUUCCCGGGAAGACACAUUUUAACCCAAUUGUGUGUCCACCAGGUUUCCAGCCAGAUGGCGUCAGACAAGUUCCGGGCCGCUGGCUGGGCAGGGUCCCCUGUGGGGCUGGGACCGUGGGGCGAGGCCUGGGACAGGCCUGUCGCCCAGCCAGCACGGCACUCAGCUUUAGGACCCGCUCUCCAUGAAGAUCUGUGUUUCUGGGGAACUACAUACCUGGCUUCAUUCAAGACACUUGAAAUAUUAAAACUGAGAAAGGACAUUUAAAGCCA